CUCACUCACUGGAGGUGGAGGCAAGGAGCGAUAGAGCUAUUAGCUCGGGCUGCAGCAGACAUCAUUGUACGAGCGGAGCGGAGACGAUUCCACCGGCAGUGCGCGAGAACGCACGGAGCCCUGGCAACACGGAGAGCCUCGCGCUUCCCUGCCCGUUAUACCGUACACUACAGGAAUGGUGAGGGUUGUUGGAGCCAGGCAGACGCAGACGUGGACAGACAGAGUGGGAAUCACGAGCUGUCCCCUCAGACAGCAGGAGGAGAGAUAUAUCCAUCACCGUCCCAGUGGUUUCAUCUGGACUCUUCUCUCCGAUUGAACAUUGGAACCUUCUACCUGGUCAAGAUCCGCCUGUAUCAUCCUAUUGGGCUGUGCUGGAGGCCUGCACUGAGACUACGAGUCGCGUUGGGAUUGUAACGACUUCAAUGGGCCACAACACUCACUGAAACACCGGAGGCAACUGAAUGAGGUUCUUCCUGCAGUCCUGGAGACUCACUCUCAGAGGGAAAUGAUUCCACAUGAAUUGCAUGGACCGCUCUCCCACAGCAGGUGUGACUUCCAUUGCUUAAGACUGAAAUCUGUGUCCAUCCGACCUUAGGCACAGAAUACAUCCCCUCACACCACCACUCUCCUCUCUAACCCAUCCCCAUCUUUGCUCCGAGCCAGUCAGUGGGACGGCACACUCUGUUAGCAAUACAAACAGAGACCAAGAGGGAGAGGAAAAGAGCCAAAAAAGACAGGGAAGAAACAUCCAGAAAGAGUGGUACAAGAUUCUCAGACACCAUGAAGUCAAACCAGGAGCGGAGCAAUGAAUGCCUGCCCCCAAAGAAGCGUGAAAUCCCAGCAAGCACUCUGCCCUCAGAGGUGAGGCCCAUGGUGAUGGCGCCUGCCAAUGAGAGCCAUCGUUCAGGGAACCUGGCCUGGCUUGCCAGUCUGGCAAGCGGACAUGACAGAGGGCGGCAGCACACCAGCACCUCCUCAGAGCCCGAUGGGCCUCAGUACAAACCAUUGUUAGCCACAGCUGAGAGCACACAUCCCUCGUCCAUGCACUUAACCAGAUCUCCCACUGCAGUGACCACCAUACCUGCAGUGUACACGUCACCCCUCUCUCAGCAUGCUGGCACCAUCCAGUACACACCCCUGGCUCAUAAUCUUCACUUCAUCAGCUCUCCGUACCCUGCACCAUAUGCUGGCUACAUCUCACCUCUAGUUCCCCCUUUGGCUGCCACCAGUACCAUACAACGUGAGGCUUAUUCCAGCAUCUACAGUUCUCCUGCAUCCAAAAUUGACCAGCACCACCAAUUGGGUCAUCCUACAGGGCUGGUCACAACUGACAACACCUCUUUGCCCCACUCCACCCAAUACAUCCAAAUUGCUGGUUCUCCUCUAAGCGUAUCUCCUCGGACUGCUCCGUCCCCCCAUGCUCACUUGCCUCUACACUUACACUCUCACCACACUCUCCCCAUCAGUGGCCACUCGCCAGUCUUAAUUCAGUACACAGAUGGACCUUUACCCAAGAGGGAGGAGACAAGGCCCAGGGAGGUGCUGAAUGGAGAGCUAGAGAAGGACAGACGCUUUGGUCCAUCUCCCGAAUCUAGUGCAGGGAAGCAGGGCAGCACUGCCAAAGGGGGUUCCUCUACUCAACAGCACCAGAUCCACCAGCAGCAGAGCCCACGUCACUAUGAGGCUCGGCAUGUGGUGCUCCCUGCCGAAUAUACGCAGGACAGCGCAACCAUGCGGACCUCGUUGGUGCUGGUACCCAACAGUCAUAGCUCCGGUGGUACACCUGACAAGCUGCCUCCCCUAACAUCCCACUCUGAGAAAGGAGGGAUUUGCGCAGGCAAACCUGUGUCCCGUAGUUCCUCCUCCUCAGCCUCCCUCCCAUUUCCUCCUCCCCCUCCACCUGUGGACAGUUUGAAGGGGGUGGCUACCACACUGUCUCCUCAUGCAGUCAUCCAGACCACACAUAACACCACAGAGUCACUCUCCCUGGGCCUCCCCUCCACCAAUUUCUACUCUGCCCAGCACCCCAUCAUUGGUUACAUUGCCGGCACAGGGCACCAGCAACCUCUCAGCUAUCACACCAGCCUACCCCAGCACCUGGUCAUCCCUGGAACUCAACCGGUCAUCAUCCCAGUGAGUGGAACUGAAGCUACUGCUACAUCGACCACACCACUCUUGCCUGCAGCACUACCCCAUACUUUCGUCACCUCAACGGCCCCAAAAGUAGAGACAUACCCUCACCCUGCCGCAGAUGUGUUUCAAGCCCAGUUGCAUCUGCCUGUGGUUCCGGCCCCUGCUGGCCUGCUGACGACUCCACCGCCACCCUCAGCCCCUUCACUGCCCCCUUACUUCACCAAGGGCUCCAUCAUCCAGUUGGCAGAUGGGGAAUUGAAGCGGGUGGAGGACCUGAAGACAGAGGAUUUCAUUCAGAGUGCUGAGAUCAGCAAUGAGCUGAAGAUUGACUCCAGCACUGUAGAGCGCAUCGACAGCAGUCAUACACCUAACUUUGCUAUUAUACAGUUUGCUGUAGGAGAGCAUCACUCACAGGUCAGCGUGGAGGUGCUAGUAGAGUAUCCUUUCUUCGUGUUCGGCCAGGGCUGGUCAUCAUGUUGUCCAGAACGGACAACCCAGCUGCUCGAGUUGCCAUGCACCAAGCUUUCAGUAGGCGACGUCUGCAUCUCCCUCACCCUGAAGAACCUGAGGAAUGGCUCCAUCAAGAAGAGCCAGGGGCAAGCCUUGGAUGCGCCUACCCUCGGUCCACCCCUUAAAUCACCCAAAGCACUCUCAAGCGACGUGCGAGGGGGUGUUCGGCACACAGAAAAGGAAAAUGGACUUGGGCAGUGUGGAGAUCAGGGAGGAGGAGGCGGUCAAGGCAAUAGAGAGAAUGGAGAACUGAGGUUUGGCGAAAGAGACAUCUGCAAAGCACCACCGGUCACUGAAUCAGAGUCUGGCAGCAAACCCACAGGCCGCAAAAGGAGGUGGUCUGCCCCUGAGGGCCGCAAAGUAGAAAAUCCUGAAGGAGAGCCUCCUUUAACGUUCCCCAAGCCUUCCUUCAUCCCUCAGGAGGUUAAAAUCAGUAUCGAAGGCAGAUCAAAUAUUGGAAAGUGAAUGCGCAUUGGACUGUCAUAUUGUAAAAGCAAAAUUUGCCCUCAGAAUGUUUUAGGUUCUUUUUUUUUUCUUUUUUAAUUUGAGUUCUGAUUUCAUUUUCUAUCCAGAUUACAUUACCUAAAGGCUAAAUUACUCAGUAUGUACAUUAUCACUUCUAACAUUGUAAUAGAUGCAUUCAAUAUUACAAAGGCAACUGGUGCAAUUCAUUUGAUUGGUCAAAUUCAGGGUGGAUGUAGUUCAAGGUGGGAAGGUCGUGAGAUAGCUGAGCACUGCAUGAUAUCCUGAAGGCUUCAGUAUACACAAUCAGUCACAGCUAACAAGGCUAAGACGUCUCGCUAGUCUCUCACCUACAACAUCCUCUACUUUUUUUUUUAGCACCGACAAACCUGGUUUAUCUACACCUAGUGGCAAUUAAAACAUUCACCUGCUGAGUGAACCUGAAAAUGUUAGUAAGGGAAGAUGAACAACUGGUGUGAAUAACAUUGCUAAUGGUGGCAGAAUGGAAAUCACUCCUCCACUGGUUGCAGGAGUUUACAUGAUGUCAGCCAUCUUGUUUAACUGUGACUAAAAAAAACUAAAACUCCAAAUCAGUGCUAACAAUGUAGAGCAGUAUCGUCAGCGCAGUUAGACUAGCUUAGAUUAUAUUAACAUUUAUUGAAAUGCAAGAAGAGGUUUCCAAAUACUAAGGUACAGGCCAAGAAAGAUGAUGUCAUUGAGCGAUGCCAUUUGCUCCUCAGAAAGACGAAACUAUCAUUUAAAACAGGGAAGAAGAACAAGUCUAUUUUUAUAUAUACAACUGUCUAACCUUUUAUUUGAUUAUUUUU
This is a messenger RNA of Sinocyclocheilus rhinocerous, 3932 nucleotides long. Its product is annotated as ataxin-1-like. The transcript is spliced from 6 exons. Gene Ontology annotation, biological process: negative regulation of transcription by RNA polymerase II; nervous system development. Gene Ontology annotation, molecular function: protein binding; RNA binding. The coding region runs from base 781 to 3108 and encodes 775 amino acids. NCBI's taxonomy places the organism in Eukaryota, Metazoa, Chordata, Actinopteri, Cypriniformes, Cyprinidae. Gene Ontology annotation, cellular component: nucleus. The record is from RefSeq and is a predicted model, not a curated record.